UAUAUAUAUAAAAGUGUGAGGGAUUCAGUUUUUAAAGAAUCGCAGAAAACUUGUACGCUACUCUUGUAAGUCCAAAAAGAGAGAAAGAAAGAAAGAGCGAGAGAGAGAGACUGUUAGGGUUUCUACAUCGGCGAUUAGAUCUCAUUCACAGUCAUCAUCAUGGUUCUUUUACAACCAGACCCGUUUCUUAAUGAACUCACCAGCAUGUUUGAGCGCAGCACCGAGAAGGGUUCUGUUUGGGUUACUCUUAAACGAUCAUCUUUAAAGUCUAAGGUGAAGAGGAAUAAAAUGACAACUGCUGGUGAAGCGAUUGAGUACAGAUGCCUUAUCCGUGCUACUGAUGGGAAAAAGACAAUUUCUACUUCGGUUGGAGCAAAGGAUCAUCAGCGCUUCCAAGCUUCUUAUGCAACUAUCCUUAAGGCCCACAUGACAGCUUUAAAGAAGAGGGAGAGAAAGGAUAAGAAAAAAGGUGCAGAGGGUGAUAAGAAGGAAGGGGGUGUGAAGAAGCCCAAGAGGGUGUAAAUAAGUCCCUUUUUAUUGUGUAGGCUCCUCUUUUUUUGAAAAGGGAAAAAAAAAAAUGAAAAAAGAACAAAUAUUUCAACUUUGACAAAAUGCAGGAAUUGAAGUAUAUGGGAUUUUGUUAAUUGCCCUUGUUUUGGAUGCUUCCUUCCCUUUUAAUUGAUGACAUUCUUAUGAUUGGGUAGAAAUUGUUGAUGAGAUCUAUCUCAAAUGGUACAUUCUUCCUCUGUAUAUACAGGGUAAAGAGCGAGAUUUUGAGAUGGAUUUUUUGAUUUCAAAGAUCUGGUUGAAAUUUUUUGAGAGAGUUUAAUGUAGAAACGCCUUUUGACA
Molecule: messenger RNA, 849 nt
Organism: Quercus robur (English oak)
Lineage: Eukaryota; Viridiplantae; Streptophyta; Magnoliopsida; Fagales; Fagaceae
Product: signal recognition particle 14 kDa protein-like
Exons: 4
Coding region: 160-522 (120 amino acids)
Biological process (GO): SRP-dependent cotranslational protein targeting to membrane
Cellular component (GO): signal recognition particle, endoplasmic reticulum targeting
Molecular function (GO): 7S RNA binding; endoplasmic reticulum signal sequence receptor activity
Source: RefSeq, a predicted model, not a curated record